AUGGAUGUGAGCGCUUUCAUCAAUGUUUGCAGUGAAUUCAGAUCAAUCGUUGAAUUAGAAUUCAAAGCACAAAAGUGUUUAGAGCUUGACAUGAAUUCAGUGAUGUUAACUUUGGCUCGUUUGACAAAUAUCACAAAGCAGCCACAAAGCAAAUUUCUGACUCUUGAAAAGAUCCUGGCACAUUAA
This is a messenger RNA of Clunio marinus, 186 nucleotides long. NCBI's taxonomy places the organism in Eukaryota, Metazoa, Arthropoda, Insecta, Diptera, Chironomidae. The record is from the annotation of a GenBank genome assembly.